GCUGAAGAACCAUUUUUACUUAACUUUACAGUUGCUGCACGCCAUACAAACACACUUAUUCGUGAUAAGUUAUUAAAGAUGGGCUUCUGGCGAUCCAAUAGACGAAGAACAACAGAGAUUAUACAUACCAAGCUUCCUCUUAUUGGAUAUGCAUGUUUAAACUUUGAGAAUAAAAUGGAUGUAUUAGAGCAAGGAAUUUCACGUUUUAGAUUGAAAAAGUUUGACGGCAAUUCAUCUAAUCGUUGGAUCAAUAUUGAAUUACUUAUCGAUAUUAGAGUAACAGAAACUGUAUCUACUGUUCCUUGUCGUCGUUUCCCUUGGUCUUUUGAGUCUCAAGAGAGUUCUUUCUCUUUUCAUGAAAGCUCAGAGGAUACAAAACAGAUUUCAGAAGAGCUAUUAAAAUCUCAGAAACACUGUCUAAAGGGUGAUUAUUUAACUGUCUAUACAAGAGGCAAGGCUUAUCCUACAUGGAAGCGUUAUUGGGUCAUUGCAAAGGAAGACCAACUCAUUUUAUACGAUUUCACAUAUAAGGAUAGCAAGGAACCAUUAGGUGUUAUACCUUUAACAUAUUUACUAUCAGUUAAUAAACCUUCAUUGGAUGAUUGUGAAAACACUGGAAUCGCUAGAACGACUGGAUUUGUAUUGCAAUUCAGUAAAAGUAAUCCACUCGUGUUUAAAACAGUUCGUCUAGACCAAGAAGAAGAACUGGAAGGAAAAAUUUUCAUCUAUGGUGAUAACGAACUGAAUACAAAUUAUUGGCGUAAAGCACUUGUUAGUCUCCAAGACUCAAAUGAAACUGUUCAUGGUAACAGAAUUGAAGCCCUUAUGGAUUUGCGCUAUCUAUGGUAAUGAAGGAAAAAAUAAAUAAAUAAAUAACUCCAUUGUUAUAUAAUUAAAACAGGUAAUAUUAUCACUUAAAUAUUCCUUUACUCUCCC
Cokeromyces recurvatus is the source of this 936-nucleotide messenger RNA. RefSeq lists its product as uncharacterized. Bases 79 to 849 code for a protein of 256 amino acids. NCBI's taxonomy places the organism in Eukaryota, Fungi, Mucoromycota, Mucoromycetes, Mucorales, Mucoraceae. The transcript has 3 exons. The record is from RefSeq and is a predicted model, not a curated record.